Messenger RNA from Dromaius novaehollandiae (emu), 845 nucleotides. RefSeq names its product zinc finger HIT-type containing 3 (gene ZNHIT3). Lineage: Eukaryota; Metazoa; Chordata; Aves; Casuariiformes; Dromaiidae. Gene Ontology annotation, cellular component: pre-snoRNP complex; nucleus. The transcript is spliced from 4 exons. Gene Ontology annotation, molecular function: protein binding. Gene Ontology annotation, biological process: box C/D snoRNP assembly; snoRNA localization; maturation of LSU-rRNA from tricistronic rRNA transcript (SSU-rRNA, 5.8S rRNA, LSU-rRNA). The coding region runs from base 56 to 529 and encodes 157 amino acids. The record is from RefSeq and is a predicted model, not a curated record.
UGGAGGCGCUGGGCGCUCGGCUGGCCGCGCCUGGCGCGUGCGGCCGGCGGGCGCCAUGCGGGCGGCGCGGCGGUGCGGCGUGUGCGGGGCAGCGGGCGGCGCGGCCAAGUACCGCUGCCCGCGGUGCGCCGCCGCCUACUGCUCGGUGCCGUGCUGCAGGACCCACAGGGAGCGGUGCGCGCCGGAGCGGGACCGGGACCGGGAGGCGGCGGCGGAGCCCCCGCGCUGCGGCAGCUCUGCUGCCCCCCCGCCCUCAGGCAGCCCCUGGUCGGUGGCGGACAUCCUGACGGAAGACGACGAGCAGGACCGAGUCCCGCUGCAGAAACUCAAGCUUUUAGGGGAAUCAGAAGAACUGAGAGGCUUGCUCCUGAAUCCGCAUCUCAGGCAACUACUACUAACGAUAGAUCAAGCAGAAGAAAAAAACUCCCUGAUGAAAAAGUACAUGCAGGAGCCAUUAUUUGUUGAGUUUGCAGACUGCUGUUUGAGAAUUGUUGAACCCCCAGAGAAGGAGAACAUUCUUCCUGAGUGAGCUACUUUGGGAACAUUUUUCUUUCCUUGAAAUUUUUAUUGUCUGACAGAAGAGAUCCUGCAGCACCACGAGCUACUGCGGUACAUCAUUCUAUGUUUCCUCUAGCUUUGGUCACAUUUUGCUUAUGGACCUCUGUGCUCUAAUUUUCACUUUACUGUUGAUAAGCAAUGACAUAGGCAGUCAAAGACAGUGCGGAAAGGAGAGAUUUCUGAACACUAGGAAUUAAAUUUGAUAUCCUGUGGACUUGGUUUCUGUUGGUACAAAAAUCUUGUCAAACAUGGGAAAUGCUCCUUCCCAAUAAAAAAAUUAUUAAAUA